This is a messenger RNA of Morchella sextelata, 291 nucleotides long. RefSeq lists its product as uncharacterized. The coding region runs from base 1 to 291 and encodes 96 amino acids. The record is from RefSeq and is a predicted model, not a curated record. Lineage: Eukaryota; Fungi; Ascomycota; Pezizomycetes; Pezizales; Morchellaceae. The transcript has 2 exons.
AUGAAACUCAUUUAUAUCAUCACUGGCAUUCUUGCCACCGUUGCACUGACCACUGCAAAGAAUACCUUCCGUCCAUGGAAGGCAGGGAUUGGUCCCAGCCUUGACCCCCCGAACUUCGAUCAUCCUCUUCCAAUCCCGGAAGGUGGUCUCAGAGGAGGAUUGGGCUCUGGAUUCGAGUCCGUCGAGGCCAAGAAGGAGAAGGAGGCGUUCUUGAGGGAGGAUGCUGAGAUUAUGAGGGCCAGGAGGUUGGACAUGAGGUUGCAGAGAGCCAAGGCAGGAAUUUCAGAGUAA